Brachypodium distachyon (stiff brome) is the source of this 2503-nucleotide messenger RNA. RefSeq names its product far upstream element-binding protein 2. The transcript is spliced from 7 exons. Gene Ontology annotation, biological process: regulation of gene expression. The record is from RefSeq and is a predicted model, not a curated record. Gene Ontology annotation, molecular function: mRNA binding. Gene Ontology annotation, cellular component: cytoplasm. The coding region runs from base 95 to 2218 and encodes 707 amino acids. NCBI's taxonomy places the organism in Eukaryota, Viridiplantae, Streptophyta, Magnoliopsida, Poales, Poaceae.
AGACAGGGUGACCCUUCUCUCCCUCGCAUCCCUCCACAAGCCGUACGAAAGCCGGAGGCGAAAACCCUCAAACCCUAAUCCCCUCUCGCCCACCAUGGCGGACACGGACGCGACGGCGCCGCCGCCGGAGGUCUCGCCCGAGGCCCCAGCCGUCGAACCCGCCGUGGCCCCAGCGCAGGAAGUCGCGGCGCCAUCCGAGCCUGCCGCCCCCGCACCACCCGCACCCGCGCAGGAGGAGGCGGCCGCCGAGGGCGAAGCCGACCACAAGAGGAAGCUGGAGGAUGUAGUUGACGACGGCGCGGAGGCUAACGGCGUCGGGGAGGACGCCAAGCGGCCCCGCGUCGAAGGCGACGACGCCGCAGGUGUCGCGCAAACCGUUGAGGCCUCUGGGAAGAUCGAGGAGCCAGUGGCUGCGUCUGCCGAGGGGGCGGUGGACGCUGAGAAUGGCAAGGUUGCUACCGCUGAGGGUUCGCAGACCAUCUCUGAGGACAAGCCGCAGAUGACUGCAACGGAAGCAGUGACCGAAGCACCGCAGCAACAGCAAGAAGGUGCUGCAACCGGUGCCACCAACACCCACACAAUCGAAGUGCCCAAUAAUAAGGUUGGUGUUCUUAUAGGAAAGAAUGGCGAGACUAUCAGAAACCUGCAGAACAGCUCUGGUGCGAAGAUCCAGAUCACAAAGGAUGGAGAGGUUGCUUCAGAUGCCCUGACCCGUCCUGUCGAACUGGUUGGGACUCAAGAGAGUAUUGACAAGGCCGAGCAGCUCAUAAAGAGUGUUAUAGCUGAGGCCGAGGCUGGUGGUUCCCCUGCCUUGAUAGCUAAAGGUUUUGGGCCAGGACAGUCAGGUUCAGAGCAGUUUGAGAUGUCCGUCCCUGAUAAUAAGGUUGGUUUAAUUAUUGGAAAAGGGGGCGAGACAAUUAAAAACAUGCAAACUAGAUCGGGUGCUCGAAUUCAGCUAAUUCCUCAACAUCCUCCCGAGGGUACUACAUUAACUGAAAGGACUGUACGUGUUACUGGCAAUAAGAAGCAGAUAGAAGCUGCAAAAGAAUUGAUUAAGCAAGCUAUGAAUCAGGUAUUUGCAAGAAAUACAUCUCAAUCUGGUGGAUAUGGGCAGCAACAUCACCACCCUCAGGGUCAUGGUCCAGCUUCUCAGUGGGGGCCACGUUCUCAACCACAACCAUAUGGAUAUCCACCAAGAGGGCCUCCACCUCAGAAUGUGCCAUACUCUCAACCCUAUGGCGGUUACCCACAGCAGCCCCCGCCGAGAGGUGGCAUGGGCUGGGAUCAGAGGCAGGGUCCUCCGCCCCAUUCUUCCCAUCAGGGUGGUGGUUAUGACUACUACAAACAGGGACCUCCGCCAUAUGAAGGUCAGCCGCCAAACUACCCUCCUGGACCAGGGAACUACAACAAUUAUGGACCAUCUCAGCCUCCAAGUUAUGGACAGCCUCCGUAUCCGCAGUCUGGACCUCAACAGAACUAUGGCCCUGGAUAUGGCGAUCCUAGGUACAGUGCCCCAGCGCCAACCCAGCAGUACUAUGGUCAGCCACCAGCAGGUCCACAGCAGGGCUACCCUCAGCAGCCAGACCCAUAUGCUAGGCCUGCUUAUGGUGGACCUGGACAAUGGCAACCCAGAGGCGGUGCACCACCAGCGGGAGAUGGUACAUACCAGGCACCACCUCCAGCAUCCUAUGCCCCACCAGCUCAGCAACCUCCUGCUUAUGGUCAGUCAUACCCAACAACUGGACCUGAUGGGUAUGCUCAACAGGGGUACCCACAGCAGGGUGGGCAGGCGCCGGCAGCGUAUGGUCAGACUGCUCCAGCAGGACCAGGAUAUCCUCAGCAAGGUGGCUAUGCACAGUACCCUCCAACACAGCCAGCAUAUGGUGAUCAAUCGGCUCAAAACAAUGCAAACUAUGGUUACCAGGGAGCCCCUGCUGACCCCAACUAUGGAAAUGCGUACCCACAGUCAGGAUAUGGUCCUACGGCUGCGGGCAGUCAGCCUGGAUACGCUGCGGCACCGGCAGCUGGUCAGCCUGGAUAUGGUCAGGCAGGAUACACACAGCCACCACCUGCGAAUCCACCAGCUUAUGAUCAGUCUGCGGCGCCACCAGCACAGAGUGGCUAUGCUGCACCCGCCGCCAAUCCCCAGCCUGCCGUUGCAAAGGGUGUGUCACCACAGCCUGCUGCUGCUGGGUACGGUGGACAGUGGACUGCAUGAGUGUUAUGUCUCAAACUCCAUCGACAGCAAGACCUAGUUGGAGGCUAUGUUUGGCCGCUUACUCAGCUCGUAUGCUCUUUCUUUGGAUUUAUCCAUCUUGUAAGCGCCUGGCUUUUGCUACAUCUAAAGAGGGAUGUAAACCCCCUUGGUUGUUAUAGUGCAUCUCUGUAGUACCUGUUAGAUGGUUAAGACAAAUUUGAACUCCCUAUUAAGCUGAGAAGAGAACCUGGUUAGGUUAUUUGCCCCGAAGAGUAAUUUGUGCAUCGUCUUCUGCAUUUGCUUCAA